Salmo salar (Atlantic salmon) is the source of this 2262-nucleotide messenger RNA. Lineage: Eukaryota; Metazoa; Chordata; Actinopteri; Salmoniformes; Salmonidae. The record is from RefSeq and is a predicted model, not a curated record.
CCCCGACAUCCGGUUUUAAUCGACACGCCGCAAGAAAUCGACUCGAAGAAAUUCCUCCUCUUGAACCCGUUUUUUUUUUUAGCAGAGCUAAACAGACAAAACUAGAAGGGAAAGUGUUUCUCCUGAGUAAUUCCUGACGAUUUAGGAUGUACCGACGGACGGAGACGAUGAGAUAAAUUGUUAGCAAUAAGAUGUGCUUGGCCCGCCGGAGGGGAGCAACAGAAGACAGUGAAACUACAGUGGAGGGAACCAGCAGCUAACCUUCUCAUGGCCUGCCAGUCUGUCUCCAUUAGCAACAUGGACGAGCAGGCCCUGCUGGGGCUCAACCCUAACGCAGACGCCUGCUAUAGGCAGAAGGCGAUGGUGUAUUUUGAGCAGUUGAAGGAGUCCCAGGAUGCCUGGGAGGUGUGUGCAGAGGCCCUGGCUAAAGGCAUUUACAGUGACGACCAUGUGAAGUUCUUCUGUUUCCAAGUCCUGGAGCACCAGAUCAAGUACAGACAUGGAGGUCUCAGUCCUGCCCAGCAACAGCUGAUACGAGAAACCCUGAUGAAAUGGCUGCAGCUUCAGUUAAUGAACUCCCAACCAGAGAAGCCGUUCAUUCGUAACAAGGCAGCCCAGGUGUUUGCUCUGACCUUCGUGAUGGAGUACCUGACCCACUGGCCCAAGUUCUUCUAUGACCUGCUGUCUCUCGUGGGCCUGAACCCACACGGGGUCGACGUCUACCUCAGAACGCUGAUGGCUAUCGACGCUGAGGUGGUGGACAGAGAUAUCCAGCACUCCCCUGAGGAGGUGGGUAGGAAUACGUUAAUAAAGGAUAGUAUGAGGGAGCAGGUCAUCCCCAGCCUGGUUGAGUCCUGGUACCAGAUCCUUGGGGCCUAUCAGCAGUCUCACCCUGAGAUCACCUGUCAAUGUCUGGAGGUGGUGGGAGCGUACAUCUCCUGGAUAGACCUCAACCUCAUCGCCAACGACAGGUUUGUUAACCUGCUCCUGAGUCAGAUGUCCGUGGAGGACCUGAGAGAGGAGGCGUGCGAAUGUCUGUUUGAGAUUGUUAAUAAAGGCAUGGACCCUACAGACAAAACCAAGCUGGUUGAGUCCCUCUGUCAAGUCCUGCAGUCUGCUGGCUUCUUCAAUGUGGAGGAGGAAGAGGAUGUGGACUUCCUGGCUAAGUUCUCCAGACUGGUGAAUGGGAUGGGUCAGUCUCUGGUGCUGAGCUGGACCAAACAGGCCAAGGGGGGCGAAGUGAAAGACGCCGCCGAGUCGCUGCGCGCCAUCGAGGCAAAGGUUCCUCUGCUCCUCCAGCUGUUGGUCCACGACGACGACGACAUCUCGGCUAACAUCGUAGGCUUCUGCUACGACUACCUGAACGUACUCAAACAGGGGUCCGAGUGGCAGAGUAACAUGCUUCAGGUAGGGAGAGGAGGACAGGAGGCCAUUGAAGAGUACUGGGAAUCAGACAAGUUUCCGCUGCUGACAGACCAACAGAAGACUAACGUUGAGGCCAUCAUGUUGGCUGUGAUGAAGAAACUCACUUAUGAUGAAGAGUACAACUUUGACAACGAGGGGGAGGAUGAAGCGAUGUUUGUAGAGUACAGGAAACAGUUAAAGAUGCUGUUAGAUCGUCUGGCUCAGGUGUCUCCUGAGCUGCUCCUGGAAGCUGUAGGCAGAGUCUUCAAUAACACCGUGCAGCGGUGGCAGACGGCGUCCUUCAUGGAGGUGGAGGUGGCCAUCAGGCUGCUGUACAUGCUGGGAGAGGCUCUGCCGGCUUCACACGGGGCCCACUUCUCUGGCGACACGGCCAAGACCUCCGCCCUGCAGGAUAUGAUGAGAACGCUCGUCUCCUCUGGUCUCAGCGGGUACCAACACACGUCUGUAUCCCUGGAGUUCUUUGAGACGGUGGUUCGUUACGACAAGUUCUUCCUGGUUGAACCGCAGCACAUCCCCAAUGUCCUGAUGGCCUUCCUGGACCAUCGAGGUCUGAGACACAGCAGUCCUAAGGUCCGCAGCAGAGUGGCCUACCUCUUCUCACGCUUCGUCAAGACGCUGCAUAAACACAUGAACUCCUUCAUUGAAGACAUCCUGUCCAGGAUACAGGACCUGCUGGAGCUGGCUCCUCCUGAGAACGGUUUCCGGGCGCUGCUGACCAGCGAUGACCAGCUGUUUAUCUUUGAGACGGCGGGGGUGCUGAUCGUCCACGGAGAGAGUCCCGCCGAGAGGAAGCAGGCUCUGAUGAGAUCGCUGUUGACCCCGCUGAUCGACGCUUUC